AGUUGAUUGCAUGCGGAAGUGGCAUGUAGUUUGUCUAUGAUUUUUCCAUGGAUGUAUUAUAGAACACUCUCUUACAUUACGAUAUCAGUAACUUCACAGAGAUUGUGUUUGUGUUUUUGUUUUUGCCUUAAAGCGGACGGAUGUUGGGCAAGUGGCGGUGAAAUCUACUGUGAUAACUGACGCUCUCCGGCGUUGUUUAAAAGCUCUCUCCGCUAUGUCGGCCACAAUGACCACCAUUGUCCACGAUACUACAGAGGCAGUGUGCCUCUCCUCUGAGUACAACCUGUACCUCAAGCCCAUUGCUAAAAUGACCGUCAGUGUGGCCCUGCCCCAGCUAAAGCUGCCAGGCAAGAGCAUCUCCAACUGGGAGGUGAUGGAGAGGGUAAAGGCCAUGGUGGCUCCAGAGCAGUUUUCAGCCCUGCGGAUCUCCAAGAGCACCAUGGACUUCAUCCGCUUUGAGGGCGAGGUGGAAAACAAGACAGUGGUCAAGAGCCUGCUGUCGCGCUUAGAUGGAAAGAGCAUCAAACUGAGUGGAUUUACCGAUGUGCUGAAGGUCCGUGCAGUAGAGAACAAAGUGGACUUCCCUACACGUCACGACUGGGACUCCUUCUUCCGCGAUGCAAAGGACAUGAACGAGACUCUGCCGGGAGAGAGGCCUGACACCAUCCACCUGGAGGGACUUCCUUGCCGAUGGUUUAGCAGGAAAGACAGCCCGUUCCCAGACCGGCCCUCUGAAGAGGUCCUCAUUGCUGUCUUUCAGACAUUUGGCAAGGUGCGUAAUGUAGAUAUCCCCAUGCUGGAUCCGUACAGGGAGGAGAUGCUGGACAAGAACUUCAACACGUUCAGUUUCGGGGGUCAUCUGAACUUUGAUGCUUAUGUCCAGUACCAGGAGUACGGCGGCUUCACUAAGGCCAUGGACACCCUGCGCAGCAUGAAGCUGAUGCUGAAGGGAGACGAUGGAAAGGCAGUGGCCUGCAACAUCAAGGUGACCUUUGACACCAGCAAGCACCUGAGUGAGUUGGCCCUGAAGAGGAGGGGGCUGGAGAGGCUGAAGUUACAGGAGCUAGAGAGGCAGAGAGAGGAGCAGAAACGGCGCGAGAAAGAAGAAGAGGAGCGGCGUAAGGAUGAGGAAAGGAAACAGAAGGAGCAUGAAGAAGAGGAGAAGGAGAGGAGAAAGGAAGAGAGGAUACGAAAGCGAGAGCAGAAGCUGAGGGAGAAGGAAGAGAAGAAGAACAUGAAGAAGGUGAGGCGGCAGCAGGAAGAGGAGCAGAAGAAGCUGCAUAUGAAGAUCGCCAUGGAGGAGAGGAGGCUGCUGCUCGCUCAGCGCAACCUGGAGUCCAUACGGCUCAUUGCUGAGCUGCUGGCCAGAGCAAAGGCUGUGAAGCAGCAGGAGCAGGAGAAAGAGCGGGCUGAGCGGGAGGAGUGCGAACGGAAAGAGCAGGCUCGAAAGAAGGAGGAACUAGCGCGUCUUCAUCAGCUGGAGGCCCUCCGACGCAAGCAGGAGGAGGAGCUGUGGAGGGUGGAGGUGGAGAAGGAUCGAGCACUGGAACUCCAGCGGCGUGAGAAGGAGCUGAGGGAGAGACUGCUUUGCAACAUGUUGAAGAAGAGCAGCGGGAAAAGCACAAGAUCUCCUCUCACGCAGGAGGAGGGGGCCCCCGUUACCAGCGAGGAGGGCUCUGACCCCCGUGGUGAGGAUGUGAUGCUGGGGGUCCUGGGCCGGGUGUACGGAGUGAAGUCCGGCGAGAGCAAAGAGAAGCAGGGGUCCAAAUCUAGUGCGCAUUCUCACGUUUUAGGGAAAAACAGAGCUGCAGAGGGAAAGAGGGGAGGGGAGGACAGGAAGAAAGAGCGAGAGGGAAGAAGAAGGGAGGAGGUUGUGAAGAGCAGGCACGGCAGGGAACAAGCGAAGGACCAUGAGCACUCUCACAGAGAGAAAAGCUCCAACAGCCGGGGCAGGAGGAGGCGCUCCCGCAGCCACAGCAGGAGGAAAAGGAGCUCCAGCAAUCGCAGGAGGAGCUCCAGUCGUCAUAGGAGGAGCAGCAGGAGGCGCAGCCACAGCAGCAGGAGCACCAGCUCCAGCCGGGACAGGAGCUGCAGCAGCAGUGGGAGGAGCUACAGCAGGGGGAGGAGCCACAGGCACCGUAGACACAGCAGAGGCAGCUCCAGGGCCAGCAACAGGAGCCGAGACAGGAGGAGCCACAGCCAUGACAGAUACAAGAGACACAGCAGCAGCCGACACAGGAACAGCUCCAGGCGCUGCUAGCCUUAUCAAUAUUAAAAUGAUCAGUAUUCAUUGAUAUUUUCUUGGCUGAAGUUCAACAAGCGUGGCAAGAAAAACCCAUAACAAAAACAUAAUGCGAGUAUACCGUGUGAAUGUUGGUGCUGUGGAUUCCACGGAAAUGAUUUUACCUUUUUAUUUUCUUCAUAUUUUAUACAUAAAACUCACUUAAUAUUUGAUUUCUAAAAAAUGAUCUUUUUAAAGCUUUAAAUAUAUUUGAUUAACAUUUGGUCUAAAAUUCUUAAAAGCAUUAUAUAAUAAAGUAGUUGAUUCGAACGUAGUGACCGUUAUAAACAUAUCAAAACUCAUUCAUUGAUCAAUGGGAAAAAAAACAUUUGAAGGCUAAUAUCGCAAGCUCGAAGUCUGACCCCCAAUUUUCUGCAAGCAAGUCGUCUUUGUGCAUGAAUAUUAUUGAUUUCUAGGAGUCCUGAGUCGAAAAGGUAUUAGAUGUUGCUCGGUGGGUUUGUCCACACCUGAGUUACGACACAAAAAACAAACAUUUCACACACACUUUCAGACUUUGUGGCUGCCAUAGAUGUGGAAGACUUUAUCGUGGAUGACAGGCUGCUGUUCCAUUACAAAUGUGAAGUUUCUCCAGACCAUAAAAAAGUACCUCUAUGUUUAUGCUGACCUGCCUGAUGUGUAACCUGCCCGAAAUGUACAUUUGAAUACUGCUUCAGUAUUGUCUGUGUUGCUGGUGAGCAGCUGCAAGAAUGAUUUCUUUUAGUUUCGUUUAAUAAGUUUUAAUGUUUAAAAAAGGCAAUGGGGUUUGUUGAGUGAGGUUUAAUAUAAUAAUAAUAGCAAAUGAGAUACUGGACUCCCUCUAUCAUAUGCAAAUCUUGAAUACGAGACCUGUCCAAAUGCUUUUAGUUAUUAUACAAGUCACAGUUUUAUCCUUCUUAUAGGAAACCAGCUUCUUGGAUUUAAAUCUAACCAAUUGGGCAACCAAAUCGAAAUUUGACGUUAGGUUGUACCUCCUUCUUUUAACUUCACAAUGUUGUGCUGGAUACAUUUCUGUAGUCUUACUAGUAAUGGCAUUUUUGUUAUUGUUUUAUGUCCUGCUAUGCUGAAAAGCUCAUGACUAAAGAUUUGUAUUGCCAUUUCUACACUGAGGCUAAUGUGCAUAUGUCAUUAAAGGCUUUGAAUCUUGAAUCUGAAUCAUACACUGUUCUUUGCUAUAUUUCAGCUUUGGAGAGGUCAGUCCCAACAACUGUUAAUGCUGCUACACUGACAUUGUUACUCGACAUUGCAAAGCCCUCUUGUUCUGUGUACUUUGUGCUCAUGAUCUACUAUAGCAUGCGUUGCAUACACAGUGUUAAAAUGAAAAUUAAAGCCCAAAGAAAACUUG
Molecule: messenger RNA, 3623 nt
Organism: Eleginops maclovinus (Patagonian blennie)
Lineage: Eukaryota; Metazoa; Chordata; Actinopteri; Perciformes; Eleginopidae
Gene: akap17a
Product: A kinase (PRKA) anchor protein 17A
Exons: 7
Coding region: 215-2260 (681 amino acids)
Source: RefSeq, a predicted model, not a curated record